Messenger RNA from Trematomus bernacchii (emerald rockcod), 1417 nucleotides. RefSeq lists its product as uncharacterized. The transcript is spliced from 5 exons. Lineage: Eukaryota; Metazoa; Chordata; Actinopteri; Perciformes; Nototheniidae. Bases 452 to 1051 code for a protein of 199 amino acids. The record is from RefSeq and is a predicted model, not a curated record.
GUGUGUGUGUGUGUGUGUGUGUGUGUGUGUGUGUGUGUGUGUGUGUUCAUCAGUCCAGCUUCCUGCCUCACAGGUGUCUCCUCACCUGGAUGAAGGUUCUGUGUUAUCCCAGCUUCCAGAGGGGCUUUGAACGCACCACGAGUCUCCAUGCUGCAGGUGGCUGGUUCUACUGACAGAGAAUAAAACUCCUGCAGCAGGUGUGUGUGUGUGUGUGUGUGUGUGUGUGUCUGUGUGUGUGUCUGUGUGUGUGUGUGUGUGUGUGUGUGUGUGUGUGUGUGUGUGUGAUGCCAACAGGAUGUCCUGCUCCUGCUUUUGCUGUGUGACGCCCAGCGGGGAGCUGCUGCACGGUGUGUGCAGGUAAAAGGUGACUCGUGUUCCUCCUGCAGGGAUCCAGAAGAAGGAGCAGCUGGUGGUCCGUGAGGAAGAGGAGGGAGAAGCGAUCAGGAGCAUCAUGGAUCUGUCUCUACUCAGAGAAAAGUACCUGAGCAGCAGAGAGCAGCAGAAACUCUCUCAGGUGAUUCUCCUCAGGACAGUUCCAGAAGAGCAUUCGGAGGCGGUCAGUUUCGUUCCUGUCACUCAGGGUCUGUCUCCGCCCCCCGUGACCUCUGACCCCGACCCCACCACCUCCUUUGACCCCUGGCACGUCCACCUCGAACUUCACCGCCGCAACCUUCGCCAUGUCACCACAGCCUGUUCCCCAGAAACAACGAGCAGCAACGGUUCCUCACGUCUGUCUCUCAGUCAUUCCUCUGACUCGUCCAACAACAGGAAGCCCUCCUCUGACUCCUCCUCCUGCUGCUGCACCACAGAAGAAGAAGAAGAAGCCUCCGGGGGGUUCAGAGGAGAAGAAGAAGUAGAGACGGAGAGCUGCCCCCCCGCCUCCUCCCCCUGCAGCGUGACGGAGGUCCAGCGGCCCAGAGUCCUGCAGAGGCAGCUGUCGGUGGGCUCCUCCUCCAUGGGGGGUCCUCAUGAAUACCAUCCGUUCCCCAGCAGGAAAACACCCAGAAUCUCUGAGGCGGCUAAAAGGCUGGGGCUGUACGCCUCCUUCUGAUCAACCUCCACACAGCUGUUUCAUAUAUUUCCAUUAAUGCAUCAAAACUCUCACUAUUUGUUUCAUGCAAAGGGAUUUUCUUCUACCUUACUUCCAUAAAUAUAUAAUAAAUUCAUACGAUUUUUCACUGGGUUGAAUCAUAGACUGUAUAUAUAAAGGGUUGAAUAUUUAAACUAAUUCCAAUGUAUUAAACUGAGCUUUCAAUGGGCUUCUGUAUUUGUUUACACUUUUCUGAACACUUACAAGAUGUAGGACAUGUGCAUUAACACAGACUCAAUGGUAGGAACAUGUCAGUUAAUUUAUGCAGUAAUGUGAGCCUUGAUUAAACUUGUUUGCAAAGUAAAUAAAGCAUACAUUCAAUCAAAA